Molecule: messenger RNA, 3449 nt
Organism: Megalobrama amblycephala (Wuchang bream)
Lineage: Eukaryota; Metazoa; Chordata; Actinopteri; Cypriniformes; Xenocyprididae
Gene: gpr155a
Product: G protein-coupled receptor 155a
Exons: 16
Coding region: 305-2746 (813 amino acids)
Biological process (GO): transmembrane transport; intracellular signal transduction
Cellular component (GO): membrane
Source: RefSeq, a predicted model, not a curated record
CUCCUGGCCGCUUUCUAUUGGCGUGUGUGAUGAUAACUUCACUGCAGCGGUGUGUUACUACUGAGAUAACAAGACACAUGCUGCUUACAGAGUACAGACAGAGCAGAGGCGAUGCGGAAGAGCUGUCAUGGGUCCGAGAUCACUGCUCAAAGACAUCUGAAUGAGACAACAUGAGUGAAAGUGUGUUUGUGUGUUUCUCAAACACUAGAUCGGAUUUACAGGAAUCAGCUGACCCGAGCGUUUAGUUACUUUACAGUUGUUUACCGUUCCACAUGGCUAUGACAGGCCUGUAGUCAAACUCAGGAUGGAUGAUCUGUCGGUUAAUAUUUCCAUCUUCGGCAGCAGGGAUGGAUCUGACCCCCCGUCCGCCCCACCCAGCAUGUCAAUCGACAAACUCCUCCCAGCCCUGCUUGAAUGUUUUGGGAUAAUUCUCUGCGGAUAUGUGGCAGGCCGUGCAAACAUCAUCCCAUCUACACAAGCCAAAGGACUGGGCAGCUUUGUGUCCAAGUUUGCUCUUCCAGCCUUGCUGUUCAAAAACAUGGUGCUGCUGGACUUUGGGGACGUAAUCUGGCCGUUUUUCUUUAGUAUUCUGGUGGCAAAAGUGACUGUGUUCUUUUUUGUGUGUAUACUCACACUUUUAGUGGCAAACCGAGAGAGCCGUUUCUCCAAAGCUGGCCUGUUCUCGAUAUUUGCCACACAGAGUAAUGACUUUGCUCUGGGGUUCCCUAUAGUUGAAGCUCUGUACCGCAACACCCAUCCGGAGUACCUUCAGUACAUCUACCUGGUUGCUCCCGUCUCCCUCAUGGUCCUAAACCCGCUAGGCUUCGCGUUCUGUGAGGUGCAGAGGUGGAGGGCUGGAGAACCUCACCAGCAGAGUAAGCUGAAAGUGCUGGGUUUGGUGGUCCUUCAAGUUGUCAAGAACCCCAUUGUCUUUAUGGUGGUGAUCGGGCUCGUUUCUCACUUUGUGCUGGGCCAGAAGAUCCCGCCCUUCAUGGAGGAGUUUGUAGAUGGUCUGGCGAACUCAUUCGGGGGAGCAGCACUGUUUUAUCUGGGUCUGUCCAUGGUGGGUCAGCUGAAAAAACUUACCCGCUCUACUGUGGUGGCCCUUAUUCUCCUCAUCACCGCAAAACUGCUGGUGAUGCCUCUGAUCUGUCGAGGGAUGGUUGAGCUUUUGGACUGUGGAAACAGAAGCUCACUGAACCACACCAGUUUGUCAAACUACGCCUUUCUAUAUGGAGUCUUCCCCACUGCCCCUAGUGUGGCCAUAUACGCAUCACACUACAACAUGGAGCUGGAGGUGGUGGCCUCAGGUAUGGUGAUCGGCACGUUUCUCUCUGCUCCCAUCAUGUACGUGUCUGCCUGGCUGCUGACCAUUCCUUGGAUGGAUCCGGCGCCGCUAGCAUCAGCGCUACAGAACGUGAGCUUCAACAUCAGCAUUAUCAGCCUCUUUGCACUGGUGUGGAGUGUUGCGGUCAUGCUACUGAGCAGAAAGUUUCACAGAAUUCCUCAUAUUUUCACCAUAAACCUCUUUGUGGCACAGUUAUUGGCCUGUGUUGGUAUGAUAGCGUGGAACUUCGUGGCAGCACAGAAGAACUUCCUGGGUCAGGUGUUGACCUUUACUCUACUGUACAGUUCUCUCUACAGCACCUAUAUCUGGCCUGGUCUGAUCGCUCUGUCUCUGCUCCUCAUGAGGAGAAGUGAGGAGGUGGACUUCAGGCCAGGGCUCACUGUGAUCACUGGCUGGGGUUUGCCUGUUGUGGCUGUGAGUGUCCUUCUCCUGUCAGGGGAAAGAAUGCCAGACACUAUUGACUCUGCAUUCUUUUAUGGAAAGACGCAGGUGAUUUUCUCAUCUGUGGUGUUAUUGGCGAGUAUCAUGCUGUGUGGAAUCUCUCUCACACUACUCAGCAGACGCUCGCAAUCCUAUCACACUCUUGAGCGUGGGUCACUCUCUGGCAGUGAGGAGGAUGUGAGGCUUCCCUACGACACAGACACGCAGAGCUCUAUUGAGCAGCCCUGUGCUAUCGGCAGCAUCAACACAGAGUGUCAGUUGUGUGAGUGUGCAUGUGGUCGUAAGGAGACCAUGCCUGACAUUACAAGCCCCAAAGAGGAAGUGUCCACACAAACAGGUCAAUGUGGCCAGCAGUGUACAUCCACAAGCUGUUUGCUGGCUGAAGAGGAACAGAAAGAGGUGGAGAGACAGAAAACAGAUAUACAGUCGACUAGACACGUGCUGGUGUGUCUGUUACUGACCGUCGGUCUCCUCGCUAAUCUCUCCAGCUGUCUGUGGUGGCUCUUUAAUAAAGAUCCAGGACAGCUGUAUUUGGAGCUGCAGUUUUUUUGUGUUGUGGUCAAUUUCGGGCAGGGUCUCAUUUCAUUCGCAUUUUUUGGCCUUGACAAGUAUUUAGUUAUUUCUCCGUUCAAAAAAAGGUUAGCAAGGCUGUGGCAGGGUUGGGGUCAAGAGGUCACAGCGUCUGAGGAGAUCAGACUGACCUGCAGUCAGUUCCUCACAUAUCAUAAGCAGCAGUGCGUCAGAGACAUUGUUCACAAGAAAAGGUGCGGAGAGAGGAGCACCACAGAGACGUUUCUGGGCAGUGACAUGGUUCGCUGGCUGCAAAGCGUGGGAUUGGCCGGUGACCAGGGCGAGGCGCUAGCAUACGGCUCACGUCUGCUGGAAGGCGGAGUCAUUCAGCACAUCAGCCUUGAGCACGGCUUCCAGGAUGAAGCUUUGCACUACCGCUUCAGAUAGAAGAGCCAGAUCGCUUCGAAGGCUGAUGACGGACAGUGGUUCAAGCACUUUAGCCAAUGACACAGCGCACAUUCAAGUGAAUCAUUUGUUCUACUGAUACUAACAGCAAUAACCAGAUGUGACAGUAGUUGGUUAGAAUGAGGUCUUGAACAAUUUACCUACCUCACACAUACAGGAUGGCAAAGGGGAGAUUGUAAACGAACUCAACAUUUCAGAGCUAAACAGGGAGUGUUGAAGAAUUGUCAGCAACCAAAUCCUGCUGAUCUGACUUUAUUUCCCUAGAUAAUAACAGAAUAUCUAUAACAGAAUUUUAAUUUAUUUAUUUUUUGCAGUAAUUUAAUCAGGUUUAAAAGCAAUAUUGCAGUUCUGGUUAAGUUAUAUAUAUAUAUAUAUAUGACCUUUUUUUUUUUUUUUUUUUUACAUUUUGUAUUGUGGCAGAAUCCCUGGCAGACAUGUAUUUAUUUUUAAUAUAACCUGUACUGAGAUAUAGCCCAUGUCAUAACUAGCCCACAUCUUGGUUUUGCAAAUAAUUCUGUUUUAUUCAAAUGAAUUUAAUUCCAAAUGAUUUAUUACCUUGAUAGGAAAUGCUUGUGUUUAAUUUCACAGCCACAUGAGGGCGACAGACAGUUUUUGUUUUCGUCUUGAUCACACAGAACAAGUGAAGUCAUUAAAGGGAUAGCUCGCCCAAAAAUAAAUUCUGCCA